Arabis nemorensis is the source of this 3903-nucleotide messenger RNA. The record is from the annotation of a GenBank genome assembly. NCBI's taxonomy places the organism in Eukaryota, Viridiplantae, Streptophyta, Magnoliopsida, Brassicales, Brassicaceae.
AUGGCUUUCAUUGAUGAUGAUGAAGAUGAAGACUUUGUACUUCAAUCUGCCUCAAGCUAUUAUCUUGAAGACGACGACAAAACUCCGGUGUCCUUUGCUCGUCUUCCAGUUCAAUGGAGUGACAAGGAGAAAGUAGAUGGUAGUGCAGCUGGUAUCUACUUGCGAGGAACAGCUGAAAAUGGUCUUCUGCCUCUUCAUCGGCUUGUCAAGGCCUGGAGAUUUGACCUGAACAACUUCAGACCGGAGAUUUUUGUUCUUACGAAAGACAAUAAGUGGGUAAAGCUUGAGAAGCCGAGGAAAAGCUUUGAGGGAUUGAUAAGAAGUGUUUUGAUAACGGUUCAUGCCCUUCAUUUUCUUCGGAGGAAUCAACAAGCGUCUGAUAAAUCUCUCUUGGAGCAUUUAUCUAAGAGUUUCAAGGCAAAUGAUGUGAAGCCAUCACAGAAUGAUUUGGUGGAUCACAUUGAUCUAAUCGCUGAAGCUGUUAAAAGAGAUGUUAAUUUGGCGAAAUCAAAGUUUAUACUUACAUUUCUUACAAAGAAGCCUACCAAGAAGAGAUUACCUGAUGAGAACAAUCCAAAGGAUGAUUUCAUAGUUGGAGAUGAUGACGCAACUGUAGCUUCAGAUCAAGAUGAAUCAGAUGAUGAAGACGAUGAUUUUUUUGAGUCUGUUUGUGCAAUUUGUGACAAUGGUGGCGAGCUUUUGUGUUGUGAAGGAAGCUGCCUGAGAUCAUUCCAUGCUACCAGACAAGAUGGUGAAGAUUCACUUUGUGCUUCUCUUGGCUUCACCAAAAUGCGAGUGGAAGCAAUUCAGAAAUACUAUUGCCCAAACUGUGAGCAUAAGAUACAUCAAUGCUAUAUUUGCAAGAAGCUUGGCUCCUCUGAUAACUCUUCUGGGAAAGCAGAGGUUUUCCAAUGUGUGUCAGCCACCUGCGGCUACUUUUACCAUCCUCGUUGUGUCACAAAACAACUACGUUUAGGAAAUAAAGCAGAGGAUGAAGCACUAGAGAGACAAAUCAUUGCAGGGGAGUUUACAUGCCCAUUGCACAAAUGCAGUGUCUGUGGCAACGGAGAGGUUAAAACUGACCCUAACUUGCAAUUUGCUGUAUGCCGGCGUUGUCCAAAGUCCUACCACAGAAAAUGCCUGCCGCGGCUAAUUUCUUUUGAAGAUAUUGACGACGAGGAUAUAAUUACAAGGGCAUGGGAAGGUCUCUUGCACAACCGUGUACUCAUAUAUUGCCAAGAACAUGAGAUAGAUGAGGAGCUCCUGACACCGGUUAGGGACCAUGUUAAAUUUCCUUUUGAAGAAGAGCAGAAGGUUUUAAUGGCACAGAAAAGAAAGAUACUGGAUUCACAUGUGGGAAGAGACAAAGCGAGACCUAAGACUAAUGAGAUUGCUUCACGAGAAACUUGUGGAAAAGCUUCUGUAAAACCAGUUAGAAGUUCGUUUCCUUCUUCAAAAGAUGGUGUCUCCGCAAAGAAGCAUGGAUUAGUCUCGUCCGUACCAGAUCAUUUGAGGAAACGAAAGGAGAUUCAUCCAUCCAGAAAGUCUUACUUAGAGCCAAACAAAUCCCAGAGGAUGAUGGAUUAUGGAGAGUCCCGUGAAGCUGGAAAAAACAAGGUCGUGAAAGAGACACGCAAAGGUGAUAGAAGCAAGGUUUCACUGGGUGAGAGGCGUGUGGUUCCAGUUGAUAGGAAGCAAACUACGACCGACUCAAUUGCCUCCAAGGAGCCAGGAAGUGAAGUUCCGACACUAGACAUUGACUCUCAAAGGAGGCUAUUGGCAAUAAUAAAAAAAUCUGCAGAAGAAAUAAGUAUGGAAACUGUUUUAAAGAAAUACAAGAAUCCAUAUAGGUAUUCAAACUCCACAAAGAAUGCUUUGGACAAGACGAUCACUAUGGGGAAGGUAGAGGGCUCAGUUCAGGCUGUCAGAACAGCACUAAAAAAGCUCGAGGAAGGAGGAAACAUUGAGGAUGCAAAAGCAGUUUGUGAGCCAGAGGUUCUGAGCCAAAUCCUCAAGUGGAAGGAUAAGCUCCAAGUUUAUCUUGCUCCUUUUCUCCAUGGUGUACGCUAUACCUCCUUUGGUCGUCAUUUUACUAAACCCGACAAACUUCAACAGAUUGUAGAUAGGCUCCAUUGGUAUGCAGAAGAUGGUGAUAUGAUUGUCGACUUCUGUUGUGGUGCUAAUGACUUUAGCUGUCUGAUGAAAGUGAAGCUUGAAGAAACGGGGAAAAAGUGCUCAUAUAAAAAUUACGAUCUUUUUCAAGCGAAGAAUGAUUUCAAUUUUGAGAGAAGAGAUUGGAUGACUGUACGGAAAGAUGAGUUGAUAGAUGGUUCAAGGCUGAUUAUGGGGCUAAAUCCACCAUUUGGAGUCAACGCUUCUCUGGCAAACAAUUUUAUUACUAAGGCUCUUCAGUUUCGCCCAAAGAUUCUCAUCCUCAUUGUUCCUCCCGAGACUGAAAGGUUAGAUAAAAAGGACUAUGUGCUUAUAUGGGAGGAUGAGACAUGCCUAUCUGGACAGUCAUUUUACCUGCCUGGAUCUGUCAAUGAAGAAGACAAAAAAUCAGAUAGCUGGAAUAAAGUUUCUCCACCACUCUCUCUCUGGAGUCGGUCCGACUAUGCUGCCAAGCACAAGAAAAUAGCAGAAAAGCAUUACCAUUUGUCUAGGGAUGUGGGGAGCUCACAGUUAAAGAAAAUUGAAGUAGCAAACGCAUCUUUGCAUCCACUUGGAGCUUCUGAAGGCAUAUGUAAUGUUAAUUCUAUGCCGAGAGAUAGUCCUUUUGAAAAUGGUGAGAAUUCCAGAUUGGAAAACGAAGACAUUCCUAUGGAAAUAAAUGAACUCGAGGUAGCUGAGUGUGUUAAUAACAUUCUGCUCUCUGAGAAAACCGAAGCACGGGAAACAGUUGCAUGUGUAAAUCAUGAGUCAGAUCACUUGCCAAGGAGAAGUCAGCUCGAAAAAGAAGAAAAGACCAAAGACUACUCUGGUAGGAUGCUUGGGAAGUCUGUGGAUUCUAAUGACGUGGAUUGGAAGAGCAAUGACAUGGAAGAGAAUCGUGGAGAGUUAAAUAGAGGACUGGAGGGCAUUGAAGGAAAAAACCCCGAGAUGACAUCUGAUUGGCAGAGUCCUGUGAGGUCUUCUGAUGAUAUAUACGCUGUCUGCGAAUCACUUUCCAACACGACGCCUCAAAGAUCUCACGAGUUUGUAGAAGCAUCUCUGCCUGUAAUAACAAGGACAAAAGGUAAGUUGGGAAAGGCUGUUAGAGAACCUGAUAGCAAAUUGCGGAGCACUGGGAAACCUGAAGAGAUGCGGAAUAGGCCUGGAUCUUCAAGAUCUUCUAGAGCCGAUAUCUACACUGUUCGUCAAUCACCAGCAAAUACGGGUCAGACACCACGCGAAGCGUUUGAACCAUCUUAUGGUGAAUGCAUGUCCCAUUUCGACGAUGGUCUGGCUGCUAAGUAUGGUUUUGGUGGAGGCUACAGAAUGCCGGAUCCUCCUUAUAUACCGGAUCAGUUUCCACUGGCACCAGCUAUGAGGAAUGGUCCUAAUGAGAUGUUUGAUUACCGAGGAUACCCUGAUUUCAACAGAGGGAUGGAUACAAGAGGGUAUUUGCCGCGGUACAGUGGUCAGUUGGACCCCGUGUUAGCACCUCCUCCUCCAAAUCUGAUGGACAAUACAUUCCCGAUGCAACAACGAUAUGCGCCUCAUUUUGAUGGGAUGAAUUACCAGAGGAUGAACUCUUUCCCACCUCCGCCUCCAGUGCAACCUAGUGGACACAGUAUCUAUGAUCCUUCUGGCUUUCCGUUGCAACUGCCACCACCUGGAGACUUUAGGAUGAGUCCAAUGGGUUUUGCCCCUGGACCGAACUACCCUUAUACUGGUGGAUCUGGCGGUUGGGUUAACGACUAA